ACUUAAUAAUUUAUUUUAAUCAGAGCGGGUUUAUUUGAAAUUAUUUUCGGCCCUUCGAGUAUACAUACUCAGCGCCAACCGUAUAUGCCUUCUAGAAUGGUAAUAAACAAAUCUGUACGUUCUUAGUAGAAGACAAUUACUUAGAAAUUUUAUUACAAAUUUGCGUGGGAGGCCCAAAAAUGGGUAGCAUGGAUAAAGCUGUGAUCACUGGGUUCAUUUGUAGACUUUGCAGUAAAAUGAAUCGUUUUGUGAUCCAUAUUUACGGUGAGGAAGGCGAGAGAAUGAAAUUGGCUGAAAAAAUAAACGCUUAUCUUCCAAUCACUGUUAAAGUAAAUGAUCCGCUGCCUAAGACAGCUUGUCUUCACUGCAUCGAACGGCUGGAAGCUCACCACGAGCUGAUGGAGAAAAUAUUGUUCUCUAGAAAACGAUUAGGAAUAGAGCCAGAUGUCAAUCAAGCACCGUCAUCGCAGUCAUCAUCUCUGUCAUCUCAGUCGCUGGGAGUAACGUCAACAGAAUCACCGGCAGCACCUCCACCGGCCUCGACACAGCAAACGCAAUUAAAUUCACCUCCGUGUUGACGAUUGUCGUAAUUUAAUACUAAAAGUAAUCAAAUAUUCGCUCAAUCUCACGUCAACAAAACUUAACUCACAAAUUUAUAUUAUAUUUUGUUUAUUGUUUUAUUUUUAAUCGUUAACAAUCGAAUGUCAUUUGAACACAGACACUUACACUACUGAUUUUUUUUUUCUAAUCACUGAUUUUUGUUGUACUUUAAAAUGUCCGCGAGAGUGCCAAGAAAUAGCCAAUUUAUUUAGAUAUUAUUAUUAUUAUUAUAAUUACUAUCGACGAGACGUUUAUUCCACAUUAUUGACAUAAUAUAUUAAUUAAUGCAAGUCUAUUUAUUAUUAUAUAUUUAUAUAUAACUUUUUUUUUUGUUAGAUUAUGAAGGAUUUGUGCAACGCAUUUUUUCCUUCAUAAAUUAAUUUAUUUUAUUUUUCUCGACGUUGAAUAAUUAAUUAUUAUUUAUAUUUUUUGAAUUAUUAUUUUUAUUUUUGAAAUUAACUAUUGGCUUAUUUAUAAAAGGUACUUGGACUUAGUUGACAAUUCUAUAAAUAACUUGAUAACCAAUUGAAUUAAUUACUGAUGAUAAUAAUUUAUUUAACUCAGUAAUGAGAACAAAACUAUUGAUAAUGAAUCAUUUUUUUAGACAAAUUAUUUAGGAGAAUCUUUGAUCCCUGAUUAAAAAUUUCGAUUGAAUCCUAUUGAGAACAAUAGUAGAAAAUUUAUUAUUUCCCGACUUAAUCCGAUUCACUUUAAUAGAAAACAAUCGGGAUCUCUUGGUUUGAAUUGGAGUGUAACCACACAGAAAAAAAGGAUUUAUUCGCAAGAAAUAUUUUGCAUUAUGAAUUAAAGACGAAAUUUUGUCAGGAUUAGAAAAAAUUUUUGGAGCAAGAAAAAGAUAAUUUGUGUGUUCAAUUUAUAGCAAAAAAUUUCUUGAGGCUUGAGGCAAGUAAAAAUUUUUAUGAUACUGAAGUUAGCCGACGUCUAAUAAUAUUUGAAUUUUUUUCAAAACGAUAAAUAAUAAAAAUAUUUGAAAACAUUGCACUUGUAGUCUAUUAAAUUUUGUACAUGUGCAUAUUUUUAGUUUUUCUUUUUCUUCAAAUUUAAUUGUUCAAAAAAAAAUCCAAACAUUUUUAAUUGUCUGUUAACUUCAGGAUCAUAAAUUUUUUAUGAUACUGAAAUUAGCUGACGUCUGAUAAUUUUUGGACUUCUAUAGAAACGGUAAAUUGUAAAAAAAAAAAUAAUUUACAAAAUUACACUUAUAGUUUUUUUAAUUUUCUACAUGUGUAUAUUUUUAGUUUUUUUUUUUUUUAAAUUAAAUUAUUGAAAUAAGAAAUUCAAAAAUUGUUAAUUGUCUUCUAACUUCAGGAUCAUAAAUUUCUUGAGCCAAGAAAUCUUUUUUUUCUGUGCAGGGAUAGGUGAUAAAUUAAUGAAUUGUCUUUGAUAUAUCUUCCCUAUACGAUGGGAUUUGUAUUUUUUCAAACGAGCAUACGAUAUUUUGUUUGUUUGAUGUUAGAUUACCGUAGUUAGAUUAAAUUAAUAAAAUAUUUAAAUAAAAUAAUGAAAAAAAUAAAAUUUUAAUCAUGUCAAUUCAUUUAGUAAUAAUUUUUUUUUUUGUUUCGUUUAUCGAAAGUAAUUUAGCUGAAAUAAUUGUAUAAUUAUGGUACUGAAUGCUGCAAUUUAUUUGUUUAUAUAUAAAUUAAUUGUGUUCAAUAACAGAGUCAUCAUUUAUUUCCACAUCUAUUAUUUUUAUUA
This is a messenger RNA of Microplitis mediator, 2313 nucleotides long. RefSeq lists its product as uncharacterized. The record is from RefSeq and is a predicted model, not a curated record. The transcript has 3 exons. Gene Ontology annotation, molecular function: zinc ion binding. Lineage: Eukaryota; Metazoa; Arthropoda; Insecta; Hymenoptera; Braconidae. Bases 180 to 578 code for a protein of 132 amino acids. Gene Ontology annotation, cellular component: nucleus.